Molecule: messenger RNA, 330 nt
Organism: Echinostoma caproni
Lineage: Eukaryota; Metazoa; Platyhelminthes; Trematoda; Plagiorchiida; Echinostomatidae
Source: the annotation of a GenBank genome assembly
GAGGAUUUGCGAAAGAAUCGAGCAUCCUGGUCAUCUUCUGUGAUUUGGACAGAACUUGGGCAUAGCUUGGAAGAGGAACGCGCGGAAUUACAUGUGCGAAGCAUUGGACGUCGUUCGGCCGACAACGAACGUGCCAGAGAACCACUCACUGGUCGAUCCGUAGUACACGGUGACAUGUCUGGACUGGCGGCGGUGGAGGUCAGCUGGGGACUAGAAAAGUCAAUUGGACUAGCCGUCGAUUUGGUAACCGUGCUUGUGGAUGUGGUCAGGGGAAGGGUAUUGGCCGGAUUAGAGGCAGNGAGCCAAGACGACGAGGGCGGUUCAUGGUGA